Molecule: messenger RNA, 1407 nt
Organism: Bipolaris zeicola 26-R-13
Lineage: Eukaryota; Fungi; Ascomycota; Dothideomycetes; Pleosporales; Pleosporaceae
Exons: 3
Coding region: 1-1407 (468 amino acids)
Molecular function (GO): aldehyde dehydrogenase (NAD+) activity
Source: RefSeq, a predicted model, not a curated record
AUGUCGCUCGAGAAGAUCACGACCAUCUCUCCCAUCACCAACAAGCCAAUCGUCACACGCAAUGGCCUCUCAGAUGCUGAUUUGCAGUCUCUCCCUGAGACGGCUGCAACGGCAUUUGAAUCCUAUCGACGCACGUCACUCUCUGAGAGGCAAGCGAUUGUUAAGAAGGCAUUGAAGCUGCUAAAUGAACGCCAAGAUGUUUUGGGUAAAGAGAUCACAGAACAGAUGGGUCGCCCCAUUGCCUAUACUGCCAAGGAGGUCAGCACGGCGGUUAUGCGCGGCGAGUACCUGCUCAAAAUUAGCGAUGAUACGCUCAAGGACACGGACGGCGAACCAGAGAAGGGGUUCAAGCGCUACAUCAAGAAAGUCCCUCUUGGUCCCGUGUUGAUUCUAUUUCCGUGGAAUUACCCAUAUCUGACUCUCAUCAACUCGCUAGUGCCUGCUCUGCUUGCAGGAAAUUCCGUCAUUUUGAAGCCAUCGCCACAGACGCCAACGAGUGCCGAGCAGAUUCAACAGAUUUUCAAGGAAGCUGGCCUUCCUGAUGGUGUGCUUCAAAUCUUCCACUGUGGAUCCGUCACUCAGAUUGAGUCGAUUGCACGAUCGCCAAAGAUUCAGCUUGUUUGCUUCACCGGAUCAGUAGCCAAUGGUCUCGCCAUUCAACAAGCUGCAAAUGACAGGGUUCCACUCCGGAUAGGACUUGAGCUAGGAGGGAAGGAUCCCGCUUAUGUUCGUUCUGAUGUCGAUGUCAAAUGGGCUGCAGAGGAGCUCGUAGAUGGUGCAGUCUUCAACUCAGGCCAGAGUUGCUGCAGUGUUGAGAGAAUCUACGUGGACGAGAAAAUCCAUGAUGAGUUCGUAUCAGCACUUCAAGAGGUGCUCAAGGGGUACAAGCUCGGCGAUCCAUUUGACAAGAGCACGCAUGUUGGUCCCGUGGUCUCCAAGAGAUCUGCAGAGACUAUCCGUGAGCACGUCAAAGACGCUCUGGAAAAGGGAGCCAAGGAUGCUACCCCGGAAAAUGCGACAUUCCAGAACCCGCCUGCAGACGGAAACUACGUCGCUCCGACCCUGCUGACAAACGUCAACCAUGAGAUGAUAGUGAUGACUGAGGAAACGUUUGGCCCUGUUAUUCCGGUCAUGAAGGUCAAGAAUGACGCAGAAGCAAUCAAGCUCAUGAAUGACAGCCAAUUUGGACUUACAGCUAGCAUUUGGACUAAGGAUGUUAACAAAGGCCAUGAACUCGCCGAUGAUGUUGAAGCUGGUACCGUCUUUGUCAAUCGAUGCGAUUACCCCGCACCGGACCUGGCAUGGGUUGGCUGGAAAAACUCUGGCCGAGGUCAGACUCUCAGCAGGUUCGGCUUCGACCAAUUCGUUAAGCUCAAGAGCUACCAUGUCAAAGAUUACCCAAAAUAG